AAUGGAGAACGGCGACUGGCGGUGGGCAGUAGAUGGUGGAUCUGUCUCCCCUAAUCUCGUGCCGAUCCGAUCUGGUUGCUCGCCCGUCGCCUGCCAAGGAAUUGGGGGAAUCCAACCUCAAACCCAACACCAUCGCCCCCAAUCUCACUGCACCGACCGCGACAGAGAUCGAUCGAUCCAUCGAUCGAGCCUCGGAUCCCUCGACCAUGGCCGCUCCAACCCCACCCGCGACCCACAUCGAUCCAUCCGCCGCUGCUGCUGCGGUUGUGGCUGCUGCUACGCCUCGCAAACUCCCCAUCAAGCGCAAGGAUCCCCUAAACCCGCCCUCCGACCACCCCCUCGUCAAGCCCGACGACGACGACGAAGACCUCCCUGACCCUGACCCUUCCUUCGACGAUGACGACGACGACUUCGACGAAGCCGAGGAGGUCAACGCUGCCCGACCCCCCGCUGCCGGCUCUGCCGUCCUCCCUCCCUUCCGGUUCCAGCGCGUCUGGUCAGAGUCGGAUGAGAUCCGGUUCCUGCAGGGUCUCCUCGGCUGUUGGUCGCAGGGACUCGUCUUCCCCCGCGACCUCAAUCUCUUCUUCGACCGCUUCUCCGAGUCCAUGCCGCAGCCCUACACCCGGUCGCAGCUCUCCGAGAAGCUUCGCCGCCUGCGCAAGAAGUUCCGCGUCAUGUCUGCCCGCAUCGCUCGUGGUCAGGAUCCUUCCCGCCUCUCCCCUCACGACCGCGAUGUGCUCCAUCUCUGCACCCGCCUCUGGCACCCCACCUACGCCGCCUCCUCCCCUUUCUCGUCUCCCGAUACCCUCGCUCCUGGAAGCCGUGGCAACAAACGCCGCCGCCCAAACCCCCGCGCCCCCUCUGGCCAGGCGCGCGCCGAGGCCUCGCCGGUCACCGCUCCUUCUCCUCCUCCUCCUCCUCCUCUUCUGGGACCAGUUUUCACCUUGCCUACCACUGCUACUCCUUCUCCGGUUCCAAUUUCCACCUUGCCGCCUCCCGUAGCCCAGCAUCCUCCUCUGACCAAUGAAAAGGUAGCCUUUCCCACUGAUGGCAUCUCCGCAAGCACAGUACUUCAUUUUGUUAAGGAAGAAAAAGAGCCAAAGGAAAACGAGCCGAUAAAGGAGGAGAACAACUUGGAGCCACCACCUGUCUCAGGCAGCAAUGAGGCUUCCGCUGUCAAAGACAUGCUUAAUCCUUCGAUCGCAAAAACUGUCUUGGACGUGUUUGAUGCAUGUCUUGAAGAGCUCAAGCUAUCGAUGGCCAGCUCAAUUUCGUCCAGCACCACAAAGGAGAGCAACCUGGAGAAGAAAUGGAGAGAGCUGCGAGCUGCAGAGAUGAACGUUUUGGCCCGUCGCUUGAGGAAAUAGGGAGGAAGGAAUUUAUUUCAGCCCAAACCGCACAGAAAUAGAGGGAGAUGAAGUUUAAGCAUAUAUUAACACCAAUGUAGAUAUUAUUUAUUUCCUUGAGAUUAUCGUUUCAUUUCCAUCCAACAUCCUCGCCAAGUAAAUACAACAUCAAUGACCAAUUGCUAGUAAAAGAAAUACAGGAACUGAUGGAGGUAAAGUCACUAUAAGAUGGUGAGAAAAUAUUUAACAAUAACACUGUUGUUAAUGCUAAGUUGGCAUAUAGUUCCUUGACAGAGAAAGAUAUAUAAUAGUUGUAGGAUAAACCUUUUCAGAUUUC
Molecule: messenger RNA, 1683 nt
Organism: Zingiber officinale
Lineage: Eukaryota; Viridiplantae; Streptophyta; Magnoliopsida; Zingiberales; Zingiberaceae
Exons: 2
Coding region: 33-1367 (444 amino acids)
Biological process (GO): regulation of DNA-templated transcription
Cellular component (GO): nucleus
Source: RefSeq, a predicted model, not a curated record